AUGUCGGUACAAACACAAGAUCUCCUGGAGCUGGGCGCCAAAGUCGAGGCUGUUGCAGAUUCCCUUGAAGCUCUUGAAGUCUCGUCAACCUCGACCAUCAAUCCUGACGACAGAUCUCAGCCACCAACUCCAGACGGGUCAGGGCGGCCAGCCAAUUUCCAAGUCAUCGCUCCUGGCCUAUAUAGGUCCAGUUACCCAUUGUACGCCCACUUCGACACUUUGGCAGAUCUGGAACUGAAGACCAUCAUCACCCUUGUGGCUCCACCAAUCCCGCUCGACUAUGCCAACUUCAUCACCUCCAACGGCAUCACCCACUACCAGAUCCCCAUCCAGGCAAACAAAGAUGCGGAUGUCUACAGCUCAGACGAAACCGUCAACAAGGUGCUGAACCUUAUCCUCGACCCGUCCAACUACCCGAUGCUCAUCCACUGCAACAAGGGCCGUCACCGAACUGGUACCAUGGUUGCCUGCUUCAGAAAAGUCACAGGCUGGACUUUGGAGGAUUGCAUCGAAGAGUACGAACGAUAUUCCAGACCCAAGGAUCGAGCUUUGGACAAGAUCUUUAUUGAGCGCUAUGACGCCAACACCUUGAAAGCCGUCGCUCUCGAACGGGGUUACGUUGGCGGCAUAUGGAGAGCCCCAGUGCGGUCGUCGACCAAAUCGUCAGUCUACACCAACAAUACCUUCGAGACCACCACCACAAGCGACGACUCUGAAUGUCCCCCGAACGACUACCAAGAGCGGGCCAAGAAAGAAAACGACGCUAUCCUCGAAUCUGCCAGACGCUGGUCGUACAAGUAA
Molecule: messenger RNA, 801 nt
Organism: Exophiala spinifera
Lineage: Eukaryota; Fungi; Ascomycota; Eurotiomycetes; Chaetothyriales; Herpotrichiellaceae
Exons: 1
Coding region: 1-801 (266 amino acids)
Biological process (GO): protein dephosphorylation
Cellular component (GO): cytoplasm
Molecular function (GO): inositol diphosphate tetrakisphosphate diphosphatase activity; phosphatase activity
Source: RefSeq, a predicted model, not a curated record